Molecule: messenger RNA, 2477 nt
Organism: Drosophila willistoni
Lineage: Eukaryota; Metazoa; Arthropoda; Insecta; Diptera; Drosophilidae
Gene: HBS1
Product: protein HBS1
Exons: 1
Coding region: 135-2246 (703 amino acids)
Biological process (GO): translation
Molecular function (GO): GTPase activity; GTP binding
Source: RefSeq, a predicted model, not a curated record
CCUGGGCCCAGGUGGCAAGUGCUUUUUAUUAUUUUCGUUCGAUGAAACUCGAACUUAGUUGUUUUUAUUUUCCGAAAUUGUGAAAUAACCGGCUAUUAUAUUUACAUAUAUAGCCACCACCAUCAAACAUCAAAAUGUCACGCCACAGAAUUGUACGCACCAUGGACUAUAACGAUGAAUACGAUGGCUAUGACGAUGUAUAUGGCCAUUCGGUUGAUGAUGACCAUUGCAUUUCGCCGACAGAUGCCCAACAGUGGCUAUACGAUCGACAGCGUGGCCAGCAGAGCAUAUCGGCCUUCAUCAGCAAGAAUAAGGAUAUCAAAGAGGAGGACACCGAUAACGACGACGACGAUGAAGAUGAGGCCUUUGCCAAAGCACGUCGUGAUUCGGAAAGCUUUCAAAUGCCCGAACUAGAUGAAUUGGAUCAGGCCAAGCUGAGUUCCUGUGUCGAUGAAGUGCGAAGUGUGGUGGGUGACGCUGUCUCAGAACGUUGCAUAGUGGAGACUUCAAUGAGAUUUGAUUUUGAUAUACAAAAGAUACUCGACGAAAUAUUAAACGAGGAAACAAAGAAAACGACAACAACUCCGGCAAAAUCAAAAACGUUAACCAUUCCCGCAUCUACUUCUGCUUCAGCUUCAGCUCCAACUCCAGCUGCGACAGCAACAACAGUAACUCAAUCAAAGUCUGUAAACAAACUCCCACCACCACCACCAGCGCCAGCAGCACCAUCAUCAGGAUCAGCAAUCGCACCACCAACAAAGAUUAGCCUUAAAGAGCCGCGACGUGGCUUUGAUAUUGCGUCACCGAAAACUCCAUCCUCGCCUGUGGUAUCCGGUAGAAAUACUCCUGUUGAUAUCGGUAUCGGCGAUGAAGCCAGCCGUAAUGCAGCUGGCAUCUUUAAGGUAUCCAAAGAUCAGGCCCAACGCAAUGCUCAGCAGCUGUAUGAAAAGGAAAGAUCAGAUCAAAAGAGUCACAUCCAUAUGAUAGUUAUCGGUCAUGUGGAUGCCGGAAAGAGCACCCUGAUGGGUCAUUUGCUCUAUGAUACGGGAAAUGUCUCACAACGGGUAAUGCACAAGCAUGAACAGGAAUCGAAGAAGCUUGGCAAGCAAAGCUUUAUGUAUGCCUGGGUACUGGACGAAACGGGUGAGGAGCGGGCGCGUGGCAUAACCAUGGAUGUCGGGCAAUCCCGGAUAGAAACUAAAUCGAAAAUUGUUACCUUGCUAGACGCACCGGGUCAUAAGGAUUUCAUACCCAACAUGAUAUCGGGCGCCACUCAAGCAGAUGUCGCUCUUCUGGUUGUAGAUGCGACACGUGGAGAGUUUGAAUCGGGUUUCGAGUUGGGCGGACAGACAAGGGAGCAUGCGAUACUUGUACGAUCGCUUGGAGUUAAUCAAUUGGGCGUGGUUAUCAAUAAGCUAGACACGGUUGGCUGGUCCAAAGAGAGAUUCGAUGAGAUUGUCACUAAACUAAAGGCCUUCCUAAAGCAAGCCGGUUUCAAGGAAUCGGAUGUGACUUUCACACCCUGCUCAGGUCUAACCGGAGAGAAUCUCACCAAAUCUGCACAGGAAUCAGCACUGACCGCCUGGUACACUGGUCCCCAUUUGCUCGAUGUUAUUGAAAACUUUAAAAUUCCCGAGCGAGCCAUUGAUCGUCCACUUAGAAUGUCCGUGUCGGACAUUUAUAAGGGCACCGGGUCGGGAUUCUGCAUUUCAGGGCGCAUCGAAACGGGAGUCCUGUGCGUCAACGACAAGGUCUUGGUGGGCGCCAGUCGAGAACAGGCCCAAGUCAAAGGCCUGACCAUGGAUGAUCUCUCACAGACAAGUGUCUUUGCCGGUGAUCAAAUCUCUGUAACUCUUGCGGGUGUCGAUAUUAACAAUAUAACCGUUGGCUGCAUUAUCUCUGAUCCUCAGAUACCCAUCCCAGUGACGACACGUUUUCAGGCCCGCAUCAUAGUUUUCAAUGUAAAAGUGCCCAUUACCAUGGGCUUUCCGGUGCUGUUGCAUCAUCAGUCGCUCAUCGAACCGGCUGUUGUUUGCAAACUGACCGCCUCCAUACACAAGAGCACCGGCGAGGUGGUCAAGAAGAAGCCUCGCUGCCUGGGCAACAACUCGUGCGCCCUUGUUGAAGUGGAAACCUCCCGACCCAUUUGCAUUGAACGCUAUGCCGACUUUAAGGAACUGGGCAGGAUAAUGCUACGAGUGGCUGGAGUCACUAUUGCCGCUGGCAUGGUAACAAAAAUACGCUAACACCGAGAGGAGACGGGAGAGCUGUUAAUGCUGGGCUGAACGAGUGCUGCUUAUAAUUUGUACGAAAUUUUAGUUAUUUAAUUACAUAUGUUGUUAUAUAUUACAUGAAAAGUGCACACAAAACACACAUACAUAUAUAUACAUCUAGUUUAUACGUGAAAAUCCAAUUUAAAAAAUUUAACGAAAAGAAAAAAUGUAAUAAAAAGAAAUGUUUAAAAAAAUCAAGCAAAA